AUGGACCCGAGUGUGUGCUUCAUGGUGUUCGGUGUGUUCCUGGUCAUUGCUGGGGUGACACACGGAGCCACAGUCAGGGACACGGCUGUGGUGUCAGAGGAAAACAUGACAGAGAUGAUGGCCGGCGAACAGCAGUUUGAAGGUGUUAGUGAUGAUCGUCUCCUGAAGAUGGCGCUGGGUUCAUUGUUGCACAACCUUCAGAAACAUACACGAGACCCAUCAGUGUUACACCACCCUCAACGGUUUGGGCGUGGUUCUGCUCCACACUCUGAUGUAGGAGCUGAUGAGCGACUCCAAUCUCGGGACUGGGACGGCAUUCCUCAGACCGUCUGGAGCCUUGCUGUGCCUCAAAGAUUCGGCAAAAAGUAG
Molecule: messenger RNA, 369 nt
Organism: Clarias gariepinus (North African catfish)
Lineage: Eukaryota; Metazoa; Chordata; Actinopteri; Siluriformes; Clariidae
Gene: npffl
Product: neuropeptide FF-amide peptide precursor like
Exons: 3
Coding region: 1-369 (122 amino acids)
Molecular function (GO): neuropeptide hormone activity
Source: RefSeq, a predicted model, not a curated record